CAAAAGUGUCAAACGAACAAUUUCACAAGAAAUGAACUGAAACGAAUUUUUAAUAUUUAAAGCUCAAUGAAAUCAGAUUAAUUCGAAUUGAUUGAAUUAAUCCUUUAUAUAUGAUCACCUCUAUCUAUAUUCAAGUUUGUUACUAUUUAGAUGGCGUUUCCACAGCCUAAUGCACAAAGAGAAUUGACGAAUAGGAAGAUUCUGGAAGAGCUCCAGUUGAAGAAACAAAUGCUUCUAAAGCAAGGAGCUGUUGCCCCUCUCACUGCUACAUCUAUCUCGUUAUCGCAGCCGAGCCCCGUCAGCCAGCUGCCUAUGUGCUCUAUCCCACCAGUAUCUGCUACUGCUGGCUUUCCACAACUCCCCGAAGCAAACAUAGUGAAUACAAGCCAUCGUGCAGCUUUGCAACACGCAAACGCAACGUCUUGCGGUUUCUUCGUCUCUCAAGAUUCCUCAUUCGGAAAUCAAAUACUGCCAGUACUACCUCGGUUUGAUAACAAGUGA
Ostrinia nubilalis (European corn borer) is the source of this 501-nucleotide messenger RNA. Its product is annotated as SOSS complex subunit C homolog. Gene Ontology annotation, biological process: DNA repair. The record is from RefSeq and is a predicted model, not a curated record. The transcript has 3 exons. Bases 151 to 501 code for a protein of 116 amino acids. Gene Ontology annotation, cellular component: nucleoplasm; nucleus; SOSS complex. NCBI's taxonomy places the organism in Eukaryota, Metazoa, Arthropoda, Insecta, Lepidoptera, Crambidae.